CUUGUCGAAAUAGAGACUCGCUAACGUUACCGUUCUUGUACAUUGGGAGUGAUGCGUUUAUGUCAUAAAGAAACGAAAGCGCCGUGAGAUAUUCAGUGUCAAUGCUAAAGCCAAAGAUUAAGGUUGCAUGUGCUAAUCAGCAGUUGUUUCGAUAAGUUUUGUUUAUUCACGCAUUUGUUUCUUAGUGGUUUAUGUAUUAAACAAAAUAUAAAUAAUGAUGGCUACUACCCCAUCGAUACUUUUCUUUCUCGCCUGCCUCUUUCCAAUAUUAUAUGCAAGUGGACAUUUUCCUCAAGUGCACGAGGAAGUGAACGAGAUUCCUGUAUCGGAUAGCAAUAGAAUUCCUAAGAGUCGAUAUGUCCCUCCUUGGUCGAAUUUCAAUUAUUCAACAAUUUUACAACGAGAUCAACAGAAAUGGAGGUAUUUUCAGCAGCAACAGGUGGAUCUUUUGAAUCUACUUAAAAAGAAACCACUUGUCCGUAUAGUUUCGUCUUUAAGAAAUACAAAGUUUGGAGACACUUCGAAGAAGGAAAAGCCUAAAAUAAGUUUAAGAAAUCAAAAAGGCAACGCGGUACAGGAGCUGAAAAGAUUUUCACGAACUGCGAAUUUCGAUAAAGAAAACCAAGGCGAUAUGCAAACAAUAGACAAAGGCGCAACUAACCGAGACGUCUCUAGAUCUGAUUAUGUGCUUUCUAAAAAUUUUAUUGGACAUAAAACUCAAAGCAGUACUUCUUCAAAGAAUGGAGCAGAAAAAGAUGAACAGCGAGAUAAUCAGAUGAAAGCGCUGAAUUCACUUCUUGGUAAAAGUCCCAUUGAACAGUUGGAAGGUUUAAAGCAUCUGUUAAAAUCACAAACCAAGGUGUUAUCCGUCACGAUGCCAUCCAGGACAAGGAAACGAUAUGUACCAGUAGCAGAAAGUACUCUAGACGUUCCAGUACCACAGAUAAAGCCAGUCGUGGUAGUAGCAUAUUCACCCAACAAUGAUAGGCACAAUGGUCCCUAUACCCCACUUGCUUCGACGCAGGAGCAAUUGCAGCAACUUCAGCUUCAAUUGGAUUCCUUCUCGAAAGCCCAAGCUGACGAGCAAAUACGAAAAGCUCAAGAAGAUGCUUACCAAAGAGUGCAAACUCAACACGCAGCUCUAGCUUUAGCGCAGCAAGAAGCUUUAGAAAAAAUGAAAGAAAUUAAUAGUCAUGUAAUGUCUGCUCCUGAUGAUGCUGGGCAUCCCAUUGCACCACCACCAACGCUACCAUCACCACCACUUCCAGCUGCUAAUGUUCAAACUUCAUCUUCCAAUUCACUGGAGGAGGUUCCUGCUAUAAACCCCAUUCAUCAGUCGAAGCCCUUAGACUCUUUACUAGUGCCCGUAGCUCAUCCCCUUCAAAUAAAUGCAGCUUCUUUGUCUACCCCUUCACCAGUAAUUGAAGAGAGCAGUGGCAACGAAGAAAGAAGACCAAAUGAAAUCAAAGACUAUGAGGACCAGAAUGACUUACAGUAUGCAACUAAUUAUGCCUUUGGAUAUCAAGUGCAAGAUUAUGACAGCGAAAAUAACUUUGGACAUGAGGAAACUAACAACGGAAAUAGCGCUAAGGGACAUUAUCACGUGCAACUUCCUGAUGGCAGGAUUCAGCAUGUUGAAUAUACUGCGGAUGCUACAGGGUUCCACGCAAAAGUAACCUACACUAGUAAAUCGUAGAUGAAUCUUAAAGAACUGAAGUGUCAUCAAUACAACUUUAGAGUGUACAAUUUGAUCCUUAAAUCGUUAAAAUAUUUUGAAAAUGUUUAAAAAAGAGAGAUUGGUGUACUUUGCCGUUUAGACACAUACUUGGGUGUAUGGUAUACCGUCUCCUUUUUUAAUUAUACGACGACACAGAUUGGUAAUCGUGAAUCGUGUUCCCAUCAAUAAAGAUGCAACAAUCAAUAAGUAAGUGGUUAAAUAUUAUGCACCAAACGGGCUGGGAUAUGACUAAAUAUACAUAAUACUCGCACAAGUCAGGUAAAAACCGAAAAUAUACCCGAAAUCGGGUGCCGAUAUAUAGUAUAGUAUAUCAAGUAGUUGGUGCAACUACUUGAUAUACUGCAUGUCAACGCAACAUGGAAGCACAAUUAGCUGCUUUAUGUCAUAGUUGAUAAACAAAUUCCAUGGAUCAGUGAUUUUUUUUAUGAUUAGUAAUGUUUUAGCAGAUUUUCUUUUAAUAUUGAAAGUAUUAACGGAAGAAUACUUUUACGUGAUUGCUUAGGAUUAUAGGCUUACGAUAGGAAUAUUAUUUUGUCUGUGCUGUGCUGGCGUGCAGUAUAUUUAGUGACUGGUGCUGGUGUCGCGUAUAUUAUCGGAUUUUUGUUGAGACGUAUGAUAGUAAGUAGGCGUGACUUGUGCUGGCGUAUUUAGUAAUAUCGCAAAUGGACUAACGGUAUGCUUUUAGUAAGGGUAGACAGUAGUAAUUCCUUGCUAUGCACUAUAGAUACUUGUUUUGAAAAUAAUGUUUGAUUCAUAAGCAUUGUCUUCACAUUGCUUAUAUUUUUUCAUUCCAAUACUUCCACGUGAAAACAUAAUGGUGUCUCUAGAGCUAGAUUAUUGACUUAUUAUUUGACAGCUAAAGCAUUUCGUUCUGCAAACAUUAGCUUCCCAAUUUGACUAUCAUUUGCAUGCUUACUCGAGUAAAACACAGCUAAUAAUAAUAAUAAUAAGAAUCCAUAAAUUUCUACAACAAAAAAAACAUUUUUGAAUAACGUUUAAAAGAUUCUUUAUGGUUCUUGCAUGGUAAACUACAGAAAUAAUGCUUAGGUUAAAUAAAAUAGUAACUGUCCUUUUUAUUGAAUACUUAUAGUUGGGGAAGCUUACUGUAUUUGUAUAGAAAUUGGUUGUUGCAUAUGAGUGUGAUGAAGAAAUGUGUCUUAAAUGUGCCAUGGUUUUUAAAGGUUUAUCAUAAGUGAAUGUAAAAAUUUAGACAAAGGAAAGUUACCUCACCCCCGAGGAAAAUUCAAAAAUAUUUGGCUGUAACUAACUUUAUUUUAUGUAAAUACCACUAAUUAAAUAUUUUCAAAUUAAUGUACAUAAUACAUAAGACCGUCAUGGGUAAACUACCGUAAAACAUACAUAUUAUGUAAUUGUCAGUAAUGUACUACAGAAAAAUAGUCAGAUGUAAAACUAUAUAUAUAUCUAUUUCCUAGACAAAAGGCAUAGUCAGAAUUAAUUAGCCAUUUUCUGUACUUCAUGAGUUUUUUGAGAAUUUCAAUUUGUAUGGGUCUAGAAACUAAAUCUUUGAUCAUUUAAAUUAAAGUUAAAGUGGCCGGAAAAAACGGUCAAAUCGCGUUCUGGCUGGCUUCGAACGCACCGAACGCGUUUUGGCUGUUUUUAAACGCUCGCAAAGCGUUCUGGUAACUGUUAAACAGCUGGAACGCGUUUUGUCA
Agrilus planipennis (emerald ash borer) is the source of this 3411-nucleotide messenger RNA. RefSeq lists its product as uncharacterized. The transcript is spliced from 3 exons. Bases 215 to 1696 code for a protein of 493 amino acids. The record is from RefSeq and is a predicted model, not a curated record. Gene Ontology annotation, cellular component: extracellular matrix. Lineage: Eukaryota; Metazoa; Arthropoda; Insecta; Coleoptera; Buprestidae.